This is a messenger RNA of Xyrauchen texanus (razorback sucker), 2268 nucleotides long. It is a transcript of the gene sugp1, whose product is annotated as SURP and G patch domain containing 1. The record is from RefSeq and is a predicted model, not a curated record. Gene Ontology annotation, cellular component: nucleoplasm. Bases 44 to 1858 code for a protein of 604 amino acids. Gene Ontology annotation, molecular function: RNA binding. Gene Ontology annotation, biological process: RNA processing. Lineage: Eukaryota; Metazoa; Chordata; Actinopteri; Cypriniformes; Catostomidae. The transcript is spliced from 14 exons.
ACACCACAGAAGAAGAAGAAGCAGCUUCACAGUAUUAAUCGUGAUGGAGUUUAAUGAUGCAGGUCGAGGUGGUUGGAAGUCUCAUCAGCAGAGUAAACUGACAGUGAUCAUGAAACAGGAAGAGCUGAUCGCUCAGAAGAAGAGAGAGAUUGAAGCUAAACUGAAAGAAAAGAAACAGAAACUGAACCAGAAACAGAGCGAACCCUGCAGCUCUUCACCCCCACAGGCAUCUUCAUCUUCGUCGUCAUCUUUAUUAUCAUCAUCAUCAAAUAAGUUUGUGAAUGACGGCAGUUUCCUGCAGCAGUUUCUGCUGAUGCAGCGAGAGAAGAGCGGCACAGAUGCAGGAUCUAAAAGUGAGUCCCCUGGCCCCGCCCCCUCCGCUCAGAGCCUGCCAGCGGCCGCAACACCCGCGCAGAAAAAGAGCAUUCUGAUUGGCAAACGGCCGGGGCUGGGCAUUGGCAGCAUGAUCAGUCAGUUUAAAAACUACUCGCAGUCCAAGAAGACGCCGCUCGCCGCCGCUCGCCCCAGCGUGUUCUGCUCACCCGACGAUGAAGACGAGGAGGAUGAAGCACACUAUCUGGAGGUCAAAGUUUCCCCCCCAGAGGAUGAAGAUCUGUGCCUCAUCAUCGACAAGAUGGCCUCGUUCGUAGCUGAAGGAGGGGCUGAGCUGGAGAAGAAAGCCAUGGAGGACUACAAAGAUAAUCCCAUGUUCUCAUUCCUGUUUGAGAGGAGCGGUAAAGAGUUUCUGUACUACAGGAAGAGAGUGGCAGAAAUCAGGAAGCAGACCUCAGCACAAUCUGAUGUCUCCUCCUCAGUGGACGAGAACACCAGGAAGGUGGCAGAGAAACUGGCGCGCUUCGUAGCAGACGGCGGGACGGAGGUGGAGAUCAUGGCAGCUGAACACAACCGGGACAAUCCUGCCUUCAGUUUCCUGUACGAGUAUCAGAGCGCCGCUCAUCGCUUCUAUAAAGCCAAAGUGGACGAGUUCCGUCAGUGUAAAUCCAGCAGCGAGUCUCAGACGCAGGAGGACACGCCCCCCACCACAGCCAAGAGGAAGAGGAAGAGCCGCUGGGGCGCUGAAGAUGAUAAAGUGGAGCUGCCGCCCCCUACAGUCACCAACCAUCACAUCACUGAACAGGAGAACAACACCCCUGUACUCACCGAUCAGGAGCUGAGCAGUCUGGGAUAUAAGAAGGGGAAGCCGGUGGGUUUGGUGGGAGUGACUGAACUCUCAGAUGAUCAGAAGAAACAACUCAAAGAACAACAGGAAAUGCAGGAGAUGUACGAUAUGAUCAUGAAGCACAAGCGAGCGAUGCAGGACAUGCAGCUGAUGUGGGAGAAGGCCAUCAAAAACCAUCAGCACGAGUACGACAGCGAUGAAGAGGUCGAUCAAGAGGCCGGAACCUGGGAACAUCGACUCCGACAGAUGGAGAUGGAGAAGACCAGAGAGUGGGCGGAGCAGCUGACAGAUAUGGGCAAAGGGAAGCAUUUUAUUGGGGAUUUCCUGCCACCUGAUGAGUUGGAGAAGUUCAUGGAGACGUUUAAAGCGCUGAAGGAGGGCAGAGAUCCCGACUACUCGGAGUAUAAAGAGUUCAAGCUGACGGUGGAGAACAUCGGCUUUCAGAUGCUCAUGAAGAUGGGCUGGAAGGAGGGUGACGGUCUCGGCUCAGACGCACAGGGCAUCAAGAACCCAGUGCACAGAGGCUCUACGGCAGUGGACGGCGCAGGGUUCGGAGUGGACAGACCAGCUGAACUGAGUAAGAGUGAUGAUGAAUACGAUGCGUUCCGUAAGAGAAUGAUGCUGGCGUAUCGAUUCAGACCAAACCCUCUGAAUAAUCCCAGAAGGCCGUACUACUGAUCACAGCAUUGUUUGAUCUCAACUCUUUUCUUGUAUCAGGCAGAUUUAUGUGCUUUUCCCCCCAGAAAUCUUUCUUUUGAAAUGAGACUGUAGCCGCUGUCACAGACCCUUAAAGCCCUACAGUGAAGAUUUACUUAUAUUAGGUUAUUCUGAAGCUUCCAAUAUAACCAGCUGUGUAAUAUAAUAUUAAACCCAAUGCAAGUUCCUGAAUUUUAUGUGUUUUAUGGGAUAAUGAGGCACAGAUAAGACAGAUGAAUCCUCUCAUGACUCCUUUUAAGUGCACAAACUGUCUCGUGAGUUUUAGACAUGUCAUACGGUCAUACACACGUGUCAUACUGGUGAUCUAUUAAAUGUCUGUGAUCCUCAAACUCUCUGUGUGUGUUUGCUUGAUUUUAAUAAACCUCUUAAUG